Messenger RNA from Prunus persica (peach), 858 nucleotides. Its product is annotated as thioredoxin. Gene Ontology annotation, molecular function: protein-disulfide reductase activity; oxidoreductase activity, acting on a sulfur group of donors, disulfide as acceptor. Bases 148 to 690 code for a protein of 180 amino acids. NCBI's taxonomy places the organism in Eukaryota, Viridiplantae, Streptophyta, Magnoliopsida, Rosales, Rosaceae. The record is from RefSeq and is a predicted model, not a curated record. Gene Ontology annotation, cellular component: cytoplasm. The transcript has 2 exons.
CAAAAUAGGAAAUUCAAAGAAGAAAUUUGUACAAAUUGUUGCAGAAACUUGCCCAUCAGAAAACAAAAGCCACAUCUUCUGUUCUACACCCAAUUCACUGUAAAAAAAUAUACUUAGCCAGAAAACAAGAGAGAGAGAGAGAGAGUAAUGGCUUUGGAAAACUGUUUGCAACUAAGCACAGUGUGCACUACAAGAGUUGGUGCUGCACAAUGCUAUCAGCCAUUUUCUUCCAGGGAAAGGCUUAUUGUGCCAACCUGCAAUGGAUUGAAGAAAUCUGUUUUGAAAUUCUCUUCAUCUUCAUCUUUUGCUCCUUCCAAUAAAUCCCACAGAUCCCGCUUUAUUUGCAAGGCUCGUGAAGCUGUGAAUGAAGUUCAAGUGGUGAAUGAUUCAAGUUGGAAUAACCUGGUGAUUGCAAGUGAGGACCCAGUUCUGGUAGAAUUUUGGGCACCGUGGUGUGGACCAUGCAGGAUGAUUGCCCCAGUGAUCGACGAACUGGCGAAAGAGUAUGCUGGGAAGAUAGCAUGUUUCAAGCUCAAUACUGAUGACAGCCCUAACAUUGCCACUCAAUAUGGCAUAAGGAGCAUACCAACUGUGCUUUUCUUCAAGAAUGGAGAGAAGAAGGAGAGCGUUAUUGGAGCAGUGCCCAAGUCCACCUUGUCUGCCACCAUAGAAAAAUAUGUAGAUCUUUAAAGAGGGAAAUGAUGUAUACAGACUUUUAGUGUGAGCCACCAUGCUUGUGCUCAUGAAGCUAUUCAUUGUUAAUCUUCAAUUAACUCCUCGUUUUGAAUUCAUAUAAUUUCUUAUUGUUGUUUCCUUCCUGUAACCUUUAACCUUUUAUUUUACUCAACUUUUCAUGUA